AUGAUGAUUAUUGACUCGCGUCUCGCUUUCCCUUACGGACCACGUUCCUCUUCCGUCACUGCUUGGCAGGUGAAGCUUCAUGCACACUACUCGAUACACAAUCAUAUGCUUUUGGCAAGUCUCUGGUUGUCCUGUAUCGGUUUGUUGCUGACCAGUAUACAUUUGGCCGUGUUCUCUUUCGAUGGUCGUGGUCUCGGUGGUGUGUCCGAACUCGGAACGUUCAGUACACAGUGGGGUGACGCAUUGUUCCUCGCGUUGCUUCUAUCCACGGCGGAAGUCGGCUUUUUGACCACGACGGAUACUGUGAGGAGCCGAGCAUCGAAUUCCAUUGGUGCCGACCAUCGAGGUCCUGUUUCCGGGACACGUGAUUAUGCUUACCACGCACUGACUGCAGACACGGGAGAAGGGUCAUCGUCACCGGAAAAACCCAGUCCACGGAGUUGCGGCCGAUCAAGCAAACCAUGGCCGUUUUUAAUCAGUUUAAUCGCGUUGUUUUUGUGCCUGCAAACUAUUCUGUACGGUUGGGCCUCAAUCGAUCAGGACCCGGUCAUUGACUUUUCUGUGUGGAACACUGUGCCUGGCUGUUUACUCUUAGCCGUGCGAUUUGCUGUGGCUUUCUGGUUUUUGGCUAUUCUACGUCGACGUCGAUUAGGUUUAGACACCAUGGGUCGGGAGUUGGAUGAGGCGGGUGAUGUGCUACUCGGUCCAGGGAUCGAUCUCAUACAUUUCGCCGCUUUCUUCCUGCUAUGGAUGCUUCUUCUUCCCCUGGUUGUAUUCAUUGCCGAGACCAGUGUGUCGUCUCUGUGGCGACGUAAAACAAUCGCUAAGGGUGUGGGUUGCGGUGGUGUCUUAUUCCAAAAUCUGUUCUCAAAUGGUUCUUUAGUCCUGUCGCGCCUCAUCACUUCCUAG
Echinostoma caproni is the source of this 909-nucleotide messenger RNA. The record is from the annotation of a GenBank genome assembly. NCBI's taxonomy places the organism in Eukaryota, Metazoa, Platyhelminthes, Trematoda, Plagiorchiida, Echinostomatidae.